Messenger RNA from Anguilla anguilla (European eel), 1062 nucleotides. RefSeq names its product 1-phosphatidylinositol phosphodiesterase-like. Gene Ontology annotation, biological process: lipid metabolic process. The record is from RefSeq and is a predicted model, not a curated record. The transcript has 3 exons. The coding region runs from base 1 to 1062 and encodes 353 amino acids. Gene Ontology annotation, molecular function: phosphoric diester hydrolase activity. Lineage: Eukaryota; Metazoa; Chordata; Actinopteri; Anguilliformes; Anguillidae.
AUGGUGUACCUCCAGCAGAGCUCCAGAGACUUCCAGAGAAUCUAUGCCAAGGUGGACUGGAUGUCAGCUAUACCCGAUGACAAGCCCCUCUCCGCAGUCACUAUCCCGGGCACCCACAGAAGCAUGACCCUGUACGGUGGCCCUCUCGUACAGUGCCAAGCGUGGAGUUUGAGCAUCCAGUUGGACGCCGGACUCCGAUACUUUGACAUGGAAGUGCAGGAGAACUUCUUCACCAAAAACAUAGAGGUUCUGGAUGGGGCUAUAAUACACCAGCAGUUCAGAGAAGUUCUCGGCAUGCUGAGGAGCUUCCUGCUCAAACACAGCAGUGAAACCGUGGUGCUGAGGGUGAAGACCGAGUCCAGGGGGACUAUCAAAAUCACCAAAAAUAUGAUGAAAAACGAUGGCGAUGUUUGGUGGGAACCCUCUGUACCCACAAUGGCAGAAGUGAGGGGCAAAAUUGUCUUCAUGGAGAGCCAAAGCGUGAAUCUGGGGGUUCUCAACAGAGAUACGAGCAUCAAGGGAGACGAGUACUUCAAGAACCUUGAAAAGAAAAUGAAAAUAAUCGUAAAUCAUCUGAAUCAAGCAAAGGACAUUUGUGCAAAUUAUCCAGUGCUGACUGCAUCCAAUGGGAGAAGAUAUCUGUGGAUUAUCAAAACCCCAAAAAGUGUUGCUAAAGUUAUCAACCCUGAACUUUUCAAGUAUCUUAAUAAUUUGCUGAAAAGCCCACAGAAGCCAAUGUGUUUGGGGAUUAUCGCCAUGGACUUUCCAGGCCCAGACCUCAUUGAGCUCAUUAUAAAGUUCAAUGGCAAAUCAGAAAACAGUGGAGCUAAAGGAGAAGGUGGCAAAAAAUGGGAGACUGGAGGUGGAGGAACUGGAGCAGAUGGAGUUAGAAUUGUGGAGGGAAAUGGAGAAUGUGGAGAUAAAGGAGGAAAGGUGGAGAGGGUGAAGAUGGAGCAGAAGCUAGUGAGGGUGGAAAUGCAGGGAAAGGUGGUGGGGGUGGAGAUGGAGAAGGUGGUGAGAGUAAAGAUGGAGCAGAAGGUGGUGGUGAGGGUGGCUAUGUAG